AUGUAUGCUUUAAUCGGGUUCGCUUGUGGAAUUCUUUUUGCGUCAAUUAUGUAUUGUUGGGGAUGUUGUAGAGGAGGAGCUGGGGAUAACUUUUUUAUGUUCAACUAUAUGUUGAUAGUUUAUGAUUUUGGUUUUGAACUUGCUUUUUUACUGAAUAAUGCUAACGAUGUUCCAUCAUUAUAUACUCCAAGCUUGAUCUUUGUUAUUCUCCCAGCGGCAUUUAACUUUUUGAUGGGACUCAUAAUAUUUAUGGUGGAAAGGCGUCGUCCUGGGAAUAGAGCUGUCCCCGAAAACACUCAAUUUGUCGCAAUAAUGACUUUUUGUUGUGCUAUUGAUAUUCAAUCUUUACGAUUAAUCUGUUCAAAAUUCGGUGGAUUCGAUUCAUUUUCUUCUGAAUUUUCUCAAAACGCUCAGAAAGCUAUUGCUUGGGCCUCUGUUAUCAAUAUAUUCAUUGAAGACAUUCCACAAUUUAUUAUUCAGAUACAAUAUAAAACACAGACGUCCGGGUAUAGCUUUGUGCCAUUUGCGAGUCUGAUAUUAAGUUGUUGUGUUUUAGCAACUUCACUCGAACGUUUAUUUUAUGCUGUAGACAGAGGCCCUUGUACUCGCGAUUGUUUUACUAUUCAAAGGAAUCAUCCAAUUACACCAAACGAAGAUAACUUUGCUAGAGAUUGGGCACAAGAUUAG
Molecule: messenger RNA, 687 nt
Organism: Cetraspora pellucida
Lineage: Eukaryota; Fungi; Glomeromycota; Glomeromycetes; Diversisporales; Gigasporaceae
Source: the annotation of a GenBank genome assembly